GGGUCAUUAAAAAUCGAGCGAGCUUGGUCAAAGUCGUAUAUUUUUUGUUUAUUAUCAAUUAAUUAUUGUUUUAAGUAGUGUUUACUGAUAAUCAAUGUAAUCAGGACAUUGUAAAUGGUGUGAAAAGUGAAAUCCAUCGUCAUUUUAUUAUGGAGUUUCAUUAUUCCGAUCUUUGUCUACCGACUGACCAUCUUCUGACUGAUCCGUAUGCAGCAGAGUUCACCCCUCAGUAUAUGAUUCCCAACCACAAUGCGGAGUAUGAGGUACGGAGCAGUGUCCUAGUGGACGGAGGAGACAGAUUCGGAGUCUCCGCAGUGGUAUUCGACAAGUUCGAAGAGUUAAUAUGGAUGGGAAAUCAAGGUGGUCAUGUGACAUCAUAUUACGGACCAAGCAUGCAAAAAUACACAUCAUUCCAAGUACAUGAGUCAGAGGAAGUAAGGGACAUAAUCACAGUUGAACAAGGCAUCUACUCUUUGACCAAGACCGCUCUACGUCACCAAAUUAGAAGAGGCAUCCCUAAAAAUACCUAUAGGUCAGACAACAUGACAGACAUGCAAUGUCUUUACCAAGUAAGCACUACAAAACUCUUGAUGGGAGGACACCAAGAUAAACUGCUCGAGUUGGAUCUCACUAAAAUGAAGGACACAGUCAUUCCUAUCCAAGAAGAAGGUUGCGCCGUACUCCGUAGCGGUGGUGGAUCUCUUGUAGCCUGCGGAAGCGCUGACGGAAUGGUGGCCCUUCGCGACAUAAGGACGCCUAAAGCGGCCGAGCAUACGUUUAGAGCUCACACGGCUUGCCUCUCAGACCUGGACAUGCAAGGUGACCUGUUGAUCACUUGUGGAUUCACACAGUCAUCGGGUGGCGCGGUAGCGGAGCCAUACGUUGUAGUGUGGGACGUCCGCUGCCUUCGCGGUAUGAACGCAGCGGGCGGGGGGGCGUGGUCUCUCCAGACCCGCUCCCCUCCCCUCUUGCUUCACUUCCUACCCGCGUUCUCGGGCAGAGCGGUCGCGUUGUCGGCCGAUGGUCACGUGGCAUUACUGCAUUUGAAUGCGCCUGACACUGAGAACCAGUCAGUAUUCCAGGUGGACACACACAGUUCGGUAUGUAGCGUGAUGGACGUGUCUUCCACCAGCCAAGCGCUCGCGUUCGGGGACCAGGCUGGCCAUCUCCAUCUGUUCUCGCCGCAGCACAACCACGAGCCCGUGUUCAAUAACUUUUCAAGAGCAACAGAAUUCGCAGACCAAGUAGUAGGCUUGCCGUUCGCCAACUUUAACGACACAAAUUUCCAAUAUUCGUCAGUUCCACUGCCGCAACUCUCGUGUGGCCCAAAAUGGUUUAACGUACUCCCCGAAGAAUUCUUCAAGAGGAAUUUCAGGAGACCAAAGCCAGUGGAUGCAGAAGUGCUCAAAACAAUGAAAAUGCAAGGACCUAUAGGAUAUGCACCAAACCCUAAGACUUUUAAAAGGAAUCAGAUGCCGUACGUAGAAGAUAAUUUUGAAGAUUUGAACGCAGCGAAACUAAACGAAAGUAAAUACAGCCCACAACCAAUUCCCAAGCAUUAUCAAAAGGUUGAGUUACGAUACAAUAAACACGGACCUAAUGAUAUUGACUUGGAAAAUUGUAACAAAACGGGCUUUCCAGGGAUCGAAGCUACAUUACCAAAUUCGUAUUGUAAUUCAAUGCUUCAGGUCCUUUACUACACACCCCCAGUCAAGUCUACACUAUUAGCUCACACAUGUGCUAAAGAAUUUUGCCUUAGCUGUGAAUUAGGGUUCUUAUUCCGAAUGCUGGAUACGUCUGGCGGCGCAGCGUGCCAAGCGAAUAACUUCCUUCGGGCGUUCCGAACGGUGCCUGAGGCUGCGGCGUUGGGUCUCAUACUGCCAGACCGCGGGCCGGCGCCUCGGGCUGACCUGAUAGCGCUUAUACAGAGCUGGAACCGCUUCAUCCUCCACCAGAUCCACUACGAAAUACUAGAAACGCGAAAGAAAGAGAAGGAGCUAGCGAUACUAACGCAAAACAGUAGUCCGCCGAAAGCGCGGGUUGCCAACGCGAAGCAACCGAGAAGUUUGGCAACGCCGCACAUGAAUGGACAAUAUACUGCAGAGGAGUAUCAGUACACGGAGUUAGAGUUCCUAGGACCGUCUACGGAGUUUGAACCGGAGGAGUUUGGGAGGGAAUUGAGGGAAGAUGGGUGGCAAGCUAGAGAAGAGGGGGCAGUUGAGACAGAACCAGUAACGAAUUGUGAGAACCAUGAGCUUCCAAACAAUCGUCACGUGGAACGUGAGGAGUCUGAGAUAUCGCACUUGUUCGCCAUUGGACGCAACCAGUUGAACAGGUGUCUGAAGUGUAACAAAGAGGAAGAACGCGAAUCAGUAGUGUUAGCGUGCGCGCUUCAAUACCCAACGGGCGCGCCGCGCGAAGGUGGCGACACUCGCGGCGGCUUCGUGGAACUAGUGCGGGCGUCACUUGCAGCACGACGUAGCACGCCGGCCUGGUGCGAACACUGUUCGCGAUUCACGCCUACCACGCAGCGAGGACGCAUCGUGAGGGACUUCGUGGAACUAGUGCGGGCGUCGUACGCCGGCCUGGUGCGAGCACUGUUCGCGGUUCACGCCUACCACGCAGCGAGGACGCAUCGUGAGAGGCCAAUGGAAGAUCGGUUCACGCCUACCACGCAGCGAGGACGCAUCGUGAGUGCGGGCGUCACUUGCGGCAAGACGCAGUACGCCGGCCUGGUGCGAGCACUGUUCGCGGUUCACGCCUACCACGCAGCGAGGACGCAUCGUGAGGUGGCGACUCGCGGCGGCUUCGUGGAACUAGUGCGGGCGUCACUCGCAGCUAGAUGUAGUACACCGGCCUGGUGCGAGCACUGUUCGCAGUACACGCCUACCAUGCAGCGAGGACGCAUCGUGAGAGCCAAAUGGAAGAUCCCUUCAUGUUCACUACCUAGCCUGGACGCAUCGGGAGAUAACGCGCCGCGUGACGGUGGCGACACGCGCGGCGGCUUCGUGGAACUAGUGCGGGCGUCACUCGCAGCAAGACGUAGCACGCCGGCCUGGUGCGAGCACUGUUCGCGGUUCACGCCUACCACGCAGCGAGGACGCAUCGUGAGGCUACCACCAAUACUAGCCAUCAACUGCGGGGGACCACACGAAAAAGCAUAUUGGAUGAAAGGCAACCAGAAAGAUGUGCCAGAAGUGGUUAGAAGGGGUGGCAGCAGUAAACCAUGUCGGUACGGUUUACAUUGCGCCAGGCCUGGAUGCAGAUUCAAGCAUCCUGACAGACCGGCGUCCGCAUCGGCGUCGUCUAGACGGAGCGAGGUGCGCGACACGCACUGUGUGUUACCGCAUAGGCUGAUGAUCCGGCUGCAAGCUGAUGGGGACGUUAUUAUCAAUGAUAAGACUGAACAGUCUCCCACUGAGCCUCACACGCCUCGAAAUAAGCCGGACAAACACAAAAAGCCGGUGACCACGCAAUCAGAAGAAGAGUAUAUCUUACAAGCGGCAGUUGUGUGUGUGGAAGACAACCCUAAAAAUCUGGUCGCGUACGUCCAAACUAAUAAAGAGGACGCCCAGUGGCACCUAUUUAACGAUUUAAGUAUCGUUCCGGUGAGUGAAGAGGAAGUGUUCCAAUUCGGUACCUGGUGGAAGACUCCAUGCGUGUUGUUCUACUCCACACUGGCAGCGAGGGUAACCCCGCCCGAGGAGGCAGUGCCCUCAUAGCCGACGUUUAUGUAUGGGCCAUAUAGCCAGCGGUCUAUGGGCCCAUACGAAAUGAACGCCAUGUUCUACCAACUACCGCAAGACGCACACUACGGCUACGUCCAACAGACGUAUUAGCUCAAGUGAUUCCAAGUAAAGUGAACUGAACAAAAUGCAUAUUUUAACAUUGUGAUAGGUAGGUAAGCUAGAAUUAUAGAUUUAAGAGAGCGAGACCCACACAAUACUGUUUGCGUUCCAUACGCUUGUAGUUUUAUUAUUUAUUUAAAUUAUUAAUUAGUAAUAAUAAUUUUUAAUACAUACAAAAGUCGUGCAACAUAAUAAUUCACCUCAGUAGAGCAAUAAAGUGUAAAAUAAAAUAUUUUUGUUAAUAUUAAUAAUGUGUUAAACGACUUUUGUAAUGGCAUCACAAUGUUAUUUUAACAAUACAUCAUCGUUGAUGUAGUCCGGGAGCCACACCCGUGAAUUAUCAACAUAUUGAAUUCACAAUUUAAUUAUAAAGUGUUUUAAGAGCAAUAAAUUAUUAUUUUUAUCCGUAUGGAAUGCAAAACGUUUAGUGUGCGAUAUUCUCAUAAUAAUCCGUUGGUGAUUGCGCGAGUACUGGUACGUCCAUAUUUUGUGAUGCAUGACGAGAGUGUACUUAUUGGCUAUAAAUAAUUUUAUCGAUGGAAUAGGCGGGAUACGGAAGAAUUACUUGUUUUAACGAUGCACCCGGUGGGAGAAUGCGACUGUUUAAGAGAACCGUUGUUAUUUUGUAUAAUACAGUGUGAGUCACGUUAAAGUGUACAUAUGAAAAUAGAUGAAACUAGACCUAUUUUUAUCGACAAAAAAGAGGUCAAAAAUUUUUUGAGAUUUUUUUUUAAUUUUUUAUAGAAUUUUUUUUCUUCCAAUUACUUAUUGUAAAGAAAACGUAAUAACUUUUAAACUAAGCGGUAUAUCCUGAUAAAAUAAAAACAGUAAUAAUGUUAAAUAACAGGCGAUACUAAACAAAUACAUAAAAAACACAAAAAAGGCCAACAAAUAAUAAAAAAUGAUACUUUUUAAAAAAAAUCUGCUUUUAAAUUCGUGUUUUUUUGGUUAUUUGAUAAAUUUCUCCAAAAAAUGCCCCUAUAACCGGUGGUUUUUAUUACUUUGUAUUAUUCUCUAUCGUAUUACCUUCGUAAAACCAAAAAUCUCAUGUCUCUAUCCCUAUCACAACGUUUGCAAUGAUCGUUUGAACUAAGCCUCUCCGGGCGCGCCAUUCAACGCUUCGUUAACAACGAAACUGAAAAUGGCUCUAGAUUUGUAAUUUUGAUAAAGACAAGUUAGAUUUCAAAUAAAAACAAAAGAUUUCGAAGUAAAAUAAGCAUUUUAGUAAAAAUUAAAAUUGUCUCUACCUGUAGCGGAGAAUAAUGUUGUGGCAGGCCUUUGUUCAAACGAUCAUAGCAAAUGUUGUGAUAGGGAUAGAGACAUGCGAUUUUUGGUUUUACAAAGAUAAUACGAUAGAGAAUAAUACAAAGUAAUAAAAACCACCUGUUAUAGGGGCAUUUUUUGGAGAAAUUUAUCAAAUAACCAAAAAAACACGAAUUUUUAAGCAGAUUUUUUUCAAAAAGUAUCAAUUUUUAUUAUUUGUUGGCAUUUUUUGUGUAUGUUCUGUAUUUUUUUAGUAUCGCCUGUUAUUUAGCAUUAUUACUGUUUUUAUUUUAUCAGGAUAUAUCGCUUAGUUUAAAAGUUAUUACGUUUUCUUUACAAUAAGUAAUUGGAAGAAAAAAAAUUCUAUUAAAAAUAAAAAAAAAAUCUCAAAAAAUUUUUGACCUCUUUUUUGUCGAUAAAAAUAGGUCUAGUUUCAUCUAUUUUCAUAUGUACACUUUAACGUGACUCACACUGUAUAAGCUUAAGUGAGGCUGCGUACAUUGACAAGUUCAAGUAUGGGUUGUCGAUCAAUUGCAAAAUAGUAUUUUUUAUUUUAUUUCAAUGGAGGAGGCUUUUGCGUAGUUUGUCUUGUUAUAUCUUUAUUGGGGAAAAUCAAAAUCAAAAAUAUUUAUUCAGUUUAGACCACAAGUGGCACUUAUGAACGUCAAUAGAAAAUAAUAAAAAAAGAAAAGGGAGCCCUUAUGGGGCACUUUACAUGUCUCCUUAUCUUUUGGGCCCUACCAGCGCUUCGAGACAAACAUAUGGCAAGUGCUGAGAAGAAACGCCGGAACAAACUCAGUCACCACUUAUUGCCAGGAAUUAUCUAACGGUAAGAAUAGUCAAAUUUAAGUACAUCAAAUAUGUGCAGACUGAACUGACCACGCAUCCUUGUCAUCAAUAUAGUCUCGAACCUUGUAGUACCCUUUGGACAUAAGGGUAUUUUUUAUAUGUAUCUUAAAUUUGUUUAUUGGCAAUUCGACAAGGUUGUGUGGUAUUUUGUUAAAUAAGUUAGUCAUGUUUGAAUCUUUAUCCAUGUAAGUUUACAUUAUGUAUUACGUAACUGAUAUGUACUCCGUACAUUUUUACUGCUUACGUUUGCCAAUUUACGAUGUAACUACGUACCAUAGCAAUAUUAGUUCAAUUGAAGAUUUGAAAUUGCUGACAAUCCUUUGCAACAGAACAAUGUCAAGAGCCAUACAAACAAAGUCAAAUAAUACACCUAUUGUUGCCUUCAGAUCCAAAGUGCCUGCAUAACUGUGCCACAAAUGCUAUUUUAUAAGAUAAAGAAACAGUAGCAUUCCCCCGCCGGUCUCAGAAGUUAUAAUAGCCACAUGUGUUCCUAACUUAAACUUAUAAAACAGUCGACCGUAUUUUAAAACGUGUGGAGGCUCAAAAAUUCUUGUGGUAUAUAGAAUUUUGUUAUGUUUUGUGAUAGCAAACAAUUUAAAAGUUAAUAUUGAAGAAAAUAUAUUUUUAUGAUACUGUCCCCAGCAUAAUAAUGUCCUGAUGUAUUUUUUUUAAAUCAUAUAACAAUUUUACUGCACGUUCGACGACUUCUUAAAACAAAUUCUACAAAUACAACAGCUGUUUUUAAUCGAAGAGUCUGGAUACAAAUUAUGUGUCUACAAAUAAUUGUUACACAAAAUCAGUGAAAGUUGUCAAUCUAUGUUUCUAUAAUGUAAGUAUUUUUGCCGUGGCCUCCCGGUCUAUAAAUUUGAAAGAGCGUAAGGUAUGAAAUAGAAGACGGGAAUAGUAUUCUGUAGGCCUAAGAUGCGCGCCGCGAUAAGCGGUUAUCACGCCAUUUUAUCGAUUUUGCCCAUACAUUUUGGCGUCGAUAAAAGUUAUCACGGCGUGCAUCUUAGGCCUACUGAUGUGUUUUGGACUUUAUGGAAUUCUUUUAAGGCUGGAACUAUUUUCAUGCGCGCAGGCAUAAAGCUUGUUAACCAUUCUGAUAAAAUAAUGCUUUUUGAUGCGCCGAUUUAACGCGUUCAAAUUUUGUUGAAAAUAUACCUUGUUGAGGCAAUUUAAAUCCCUAAAGAUCAAACUGAAUAGAAUUAAUGCAUAUAAACGAAUUGGCAUAUUUUUGUCCGGUCAUAAAGUUAUUAUGAAUUAAAUUUACACAUUUUGAAUUUAUAUUAUCAAUGAUAUUAUCAGAUCAUCACUAGUCCAGUCAAUAAAGCAUUAUAGAUGGAAAACUGUAGAACACAAUUUCUGACUUCAGGACUUUAUUUAGACUAGUUAGGAGGUGAACAUACCAAAAGUCCCCGCCCUUAGCCCUUGAGCCGGCGGGGAGAGGGGGAUUUAAAGGUGCCACUUUUCGGUUUUUCGCUUAAUCCUCGCAAACUAUGCGUCCUAGUGACAUGACUACUUUGAACCAAAAAAAGCAUAUUCAAUUUGCUACAGGUGAGAUGGACAAGUUUUUCUAUAAAUUGUAUAGUUUUCGCGGCAUCUGCUCUAGAAGGUCUGUAAUAUUGGAAAUUUUAUUUUUGUCUUAUAUGUUCCCAUCAGGAGAAAAUCGACUAAAUCAACAUUGAGCAAUUAUUCUAGACAUGCGGGAGCAUGUUAAGCCUAGUUCCUGCGAGGGGACUACACCGUGCGUAUAUUUAGACGAAUCACUUUGAGCCACUUUUGACUCCUCAUCACUCAAAAACUACUGUGCAUUAACACUUCAAAUUUGGCUCAUGUGUUGAGACUUGCAAGAUAUACAUCAGUUUCAAAUUUCAUAAAUAUGCCUCAAACGGUUCUUUAGAUAAUGACGUCCAAAAAUCUACAUGUCUGACCUAUAGACCAAAUUCUAACCACUUCCAGAUGACCUCGAAGGUUCAAAUUUGGCAUCCAGAAAGGUAGUUAUGUAAAUACAAAGGAACAAAUAAAAAACCAGUAAAUUUUAACAUUUCACAUGUGAUAGAUAGAUUUUAGUGCUCUAAAUAUCGAUUUUUGAACGUCAAUACCUAAAUAACCGUUUGAGGUAUAUUUAUGAAAUUUGAAGCUGAUGUAUAUCUUGCAAGUCUCAAUACAUGAGCCAAAUUUGAAGUGUUAAUGCACAGUAGUUUUUGAAUGAUGAGGAGUCAAAAGUGGCUCUAAUUGAUUCGUCUAAAUAUACGCACGGUGCAGUCCCCUCCAUGGAACUAGGCUUAACAUGCUCCCGCAUGUCUAUAGUGUUUGCUUAAUGUUGAUUUAGUCGAUUUUCUCCUGAAAGGAACAUGUAAGACAACAAUAAAAUUUCCAAUUUUACAGACCUUCUAGAGCAGAUGCCGCAAAAACUAUACAAGAUAUAGAAAAUCUUGACGGUCUCACCUGUAGCAAAUUGAAUAAGCUUUUUUUGGUUCAUAGUAGUCAUGUCACUAGGACGCAUAGUUUCCGAGGAUUAAGCGAAAAACCGAAAAGUGGUACCUUUAAGCCCCCCUCUCCCCGCCGGCUCAAGGGCUGAGGGCGGGGACUUUUGCUAUUUUCACCACCUAACUAGGCUAAAUAAAGUCCCGAGGUCAGAAAUUGUGUUCCACGGAUUUCUCUCUACACCGUCGUUAAGGCAUUCAUUGACUGGACUACACGUGUACAAAUUUUUACAGAUUUAGAUACAAUAACUGAACUACGAAAUCAAAAACUAAAUCCACGGUAAACACAAAAACUGAAUGUUACUUGAACAAAAGAUGAACAAUACGAUUUAUAUACAUGUUUUUUCUGGAAAGUCUAUAUUUACUAUGGAUUUAGAACUGGGGGGUUACUCCGAAAAACGUUAUCCUAACGUUAUCGAAUGUUGCCAUCCCUCUCACGCAAAGCGAGAUGCCAGCAUGAGCGACAGUGACAGAUAGAACGCGUUUUGGAGUAGCCCUGCUGGUUAGAAUUUAUAUUUAACAUGCUUGUUUUUGUUUAUCCGAAAGACAAUAAAAGUUUUCCAAGCCGUCAUCAUUUUGGGCAUUAUGUUCUUUUCGAAAUGUAGGUUCUUAUUUACUUGUUAUUUAGGCCCAGUUUUUUGAUUCUUAGUUAAAAUAACUAAUUGUUAAAUUUAGCUACUAAUGGUUAAAUAUUAACAAAAUGUAAACUAAUAGUUAAAAAAUGUACUAAAAGUCACGCUAACCAUUGUUCGAAAAACAUUUUUUUCUGAUAUUUAACCACUUGUCAUUUGACAUCUGUCACAUUUGACCAUUGGUUAUUUUAACUACGAAUCAAAAAACCGGGCCUAAAUGAAUCGCGGUAAAUUAACAGGCUGUUAUAUUUUUAUGGUUGUGAUUUGUAUGUUUUUGAAAUACCUACGUCAUUUUACACUUCUCCUUUGUUAUCGUCACAAUCAGUAUUUUUGAUUCUCAUAAAUUAUUACGCUCGAUUCUACGCUUAAAUUAUGGUGGCUGGUUUUAAAUAAAAUAAAAAGUAAAAUUUUAAAA
Molecule: messenger RNA, 9493 nt
Organism: Ostrinia nubilalis (European corn borer)
Lineage: Eukaryota; Metazoa; Arthropoda; Insecta; Lepidoptera; Crambidae
Gene: PAN2
Product: PAN2-PAN3 deadenylation complex catalytic subunit PAN2
Exons: 28
Coding region: 150-3722 (1190 amino acids)
Biological process (GO): nuclear-transcribed mRNA poly(A) tail shortening
Cellular component (GO): PAN complex; P-body
Molecular function (GO): protein binding; poly(A)-specific ribonuclease activity
Source: RefSeq, a predicted model, not a curated record